This is a messenger RNA of Polyodon spathula (Mississippi paddlefish), 9845 nucleotides long. RefSeq names its product triple functional domain protein-like. The transcript has 59 exons. NCBI's taxonomy places the organism in Eukaryota, Metazoa, Chordata, Actinopteri, Acipenseriformes, Polyodontidae. Gene Ontology annotation, biological process: protein phosphorylation. The record is from RefSeq and is a predicted model, not a curated record. The coding region runs from base 179 to 9433 and encodes 3084 amino acids. Gene Ontology annotation, molecular function: protein binding; ATP binding; guanyl-nucleotide exchange factor activity. Gene Ontology annotation, cellular component: cytoplasm.
CUGAUUUGUAUUAUCCAAGAUGGAGGACUGCUACUGCUGUGUUAGCAUUGAGGAGUGACUCUGCCUGUGUGUCCCUGGAUGCGCCAUACAGCCCAACAAAAAGAAGACACACAUUUCACGCGAACGUCAGUACGUUUUGAAAAGGUGCUUUUGGGGAAUUGCAUCUCGCUUUCCAGCCAUGAGCUCUGGAGAAGGAGCAGAGGAGACUGCAAAGGACGCGGCCGACAUAGCGGCGUUUUUCAAAUCCGACCUCACGCUUCCAAAAUGUGAACCCAAGGUGGAUGUCCCCAGCCAAAUAGCAGGGUUUCACAAAAAUGAUGAGAUGAAUGCGAUGGAAGUGCUACCAGUUUUAAAGGACAAAGUUGCCUUUUUAUCAGGUGGCAGAGAUAAGCGUGGAGGUCCCGUCCUAACAUUUCCAUCACGCAGCAACCAUGACAGAAUACGACAAGAAGACCUUAGGAGACUCAUUUCAUAUCUAGCUGGUAUCCCUAGUGAGGAUGUGUGUAAGCGAGGAUUCACAGUGAUUGUGGACAUGCGUGGUUCAAAGUGGGAUUCAAUUAAACCUCUCCUAAAGAUCCUCCAAGAAUCCUUCCCAUGCUGUAUUCAUGUUGCACUGAUUAUCAAGCCUGACAACUUCUGGCAGAAACAGAGGACUAAUUUUGGCAGCUCAAAGUUUGAAUUUGAGACAAGCAUGGUGUCAAUAGAAGGCCUUACCAAAGUUGUCGACCCUUCCCAGCUGACCCCGGAUUUUGAAGGCAGCUUGGAUUACAACCACGAGGAGUGGAUCGAGAUCCGGGUGGCAUUUGAGGACUUUAUGAGCAACGCCACGCACAUGCUGUCUCGACUGGAGGAGCUGCAGGAGAUGCUCGUGAAAAAAGAUUUCCCUCAGGACCUGGACGGGGCGCGCCGCAUGAUCGAGGAGCACUCGCAGCUCAAGAAGAAGGUGAUUAAAGCUCCCAUCGAGGAGCUGGACACGGAGGGGCAGAAGCUGCUGCGGAGGAUUCAGAGCAGCGACGGCUUCCCCAACAAGAACACGGUGACAAGCAACGCCGACCUGCAGAGCCUCGUCCCCAAAGUCUCCUCCAUGCUGGACAAGCUGCACUCCACCAGGCAACAUCUACACCAGAUGUGGCACGUCAGGAAGUUGAAGCUUGACCAGUGUUUCCAGCUCAGGCUUUUUGAGCAAGACGCAGAGAAGAUGUUUGACUGGAUCAUGCACAACAAGGGCCUGUUUCUGACAAGUUACACUGAGAUUGGAACCACCCAUCCACACGCAAUGGAACUUCAGACACAGCACGAUCACUUUGCCAUGAACUGUAUGAAUGUCUAUGUAAAUAUUAACCGUAUCAUGUCGGUGGGCAAUCGCUUGCUCGAGUCAGGUCACUACGCGUCACAGCAGAUCAAGCAGAUCUCCGGCCGGCUAGAGCAGGAGUGGAAGGCGUUUGCUGCAGCGCUGGAUGAACGCAGUACUUUACUGGACAUGUCCGCUGUCUUUCACCAGAAGGCUGAGCAGUACAUGAACAAUGUGGAUUCGUGGUGCAAAGCCUGUGGGGAAGUAGAUCUUCCCUCUGAACUCCAGGAUCUGGAAGACGCCAUUCACCACCACCAGGGUCUAUAUGAACAUAUCACGGUGGCUUACUCUGAGGUACACUAUGUGGUAAGUCAGGACGGGAAAGCACUACUCGACAAGCUGCAGCGACCUCUGACCCCUGGCAGCUCAGACUCGUUGACAGCCUCUGCCAAUUACUCCAAGGCAGUGCACCACGUGCUGGACAUCAUCCACGAGGUGCUGCACCACCAACGGCAGCUGGAGAACAUCUGGCAGCACCGCAAGGUCCGGCUGCACCAGCGCCUGCAGCUCUGUGUCUUCCAACAGGACGUCCAGCAGGUUUUGGACUGGAUUGAGAAUCACGGAGAGGCUUUCUUAAGCAAACACACAGGGGUGGGGAAGUCGCUCCACAGGGCAAGAGCUUUGCAGAAGCGGCACGAGGACUUCGAGGAAGUGGCACAGAACACAUACACCAAUGCAGACAAGCUGCUGGAAGCGGCAGAGCAACUUGCUCAAACAGGAGAGUGUGAUCCAGAAGAGAUUUAUCAGGCUGCUCACCAGCUGGAGGACCGUAUCCAGGACUUUGUGAGGAGGGUGGAGCAGCGCAAGGUCUUACUGGACAUGUCUGUGUCCUUUCACACUCACGUCAAGGAGCUGUGGACAUGGCUGGAAGAGCUGCAGAAGGAGCUGCUGGAUGAUGUGUAUGCAGAGUCUGUGGAGGCUGUGCAGGACCUGAUCAAGCGCUUCGGACAGCAGCAGCAGACAACCCUGCAAGUCACUGUCAAUGUCAUCAAGGAGGGAGAGGACCUCAUUCAGCAGCUGAGGGAUUCUGCCAUUUCCAGUAACAAGACUCCCCACAACAGCUCCAUCAACCACAUCGAGAGCGUGCUGCAGCAGCUGGAUGAGGCUCAGGCCCAGAUGGAAGAGCUCUUUCAGGAGCGCAAGAUCAAGCUAGAACUCUUCCUCCAGCUCCGGAUAUUCGAGAGGGAUGCCAUUGAUAUAAUCUCUGACUUGGAGUCGUGGAAUGACGAGUUGUCCCAGCAGAUGAAUGACUUUGACACUGAGGACCUGACGCUGGCGGAGCAGAGGCUGCAGCACCAUGCUGACAAAGCCCUGACCAUGAACAACCUGACCUUCGAUGUUAUUCACCAGGGGCAGGAGCUCCUGCAGUACGUCAACGAGGUGCAGACUUCAGGAGUGGAGCUGCUUUGUGACCGGGAUGUUGACAUGGCAACGCGUGUCCAGGAUUUGCUGGAAUUCCUGCAUGAGAAACAGCAGGAGCUGGAUGUGGCGGCAGAGCAACACCGGAGACACCUGGAGCAGUGCGUGCAGUUGCGCCACCUGCAGGCAGAAGUCAAACAGGUGCUGGGGUGGAUCCGGAACGGGGAGUCCAUGUUGAAUGCUGGGCUCAUCACCGCCAGUUCACUGCAAGAAGCUGAGCAGCUACAGAGAGAGCAUGAGCAGUUUCAGCACGCCAUUGAAAAAACCCACCAGAGUGCACUGCAGGUGCAGCACAAAGCCGAGGCCAUGCUGCAGUCCAACCACUAUGACAUGGACAUGAUCAGGGACUGUGCGGAGAAGGUGGCCUCCCACUGGCAGCAGCUCAUGCUCAAAAUGGAAGAUCGACUCAAGCUUGUCAACGCCUCAGUCGCCUUCUACAAAACCUCCGAGCAGGUAUGCAGUGUGCUGGAAAGCCUGGAGCAGGAGUACAAGCGGGAGGAGGACUGGUGCGGAGGGGCUGACAAGCUGGGCCCUAACUGUGAUUCUGACCACGUGACUCCUAUGAUCAGCAAGCACCUUGAACAGAAGGAAGCCUUCCUUAAAGCAUGCACAUUGGCCCGACGGAAUGCCGAUGUGUUCUUGAAAUAUCUUCACAGAAAUAGUGUGAACAUGCCUGGAAUGCUCACACAUGUCAAAGCUCCAGAACAGCAAGUAAAAAACAUCUUGAACGAGCUGCUGCAGAGAGAGAAUCGGGUACUUCACUUUUGGACCAUGAGGAAGAGGAGACUGGACCAGUGUCAGCAGUAUGUUGUGUUUGAACGCAGUGCCAAACAGGCACUGGAAUGGAUCCAUGACACUGGAGAGUUCUAUCUGUCCACUCACACCUCAACAGGGUCCAGCAUACAUCACACGCAAGAGCUUUUAAAAGAACACGAGGAAUUUCAGAUUACUGCAAAGCAAACCAAAGAACGGGUGAAAUUGUUGAUACAGCUGGCUGAUGGCUUUUGUGACAAAGGGCACUCCCAUGCAGUCGAAAUAAAGAAGUGGGUAACAGCCGUGGAUAAGAGAUACAGAGACUUUUCCCUCCGCAUGGACAAGUAUCGAACCUCGCUGGAAAAGGCUCUGGGAAUUUCAUCUGAUUCCAACAAGUCGGGCAAAGGCUUGCAGCUGGACAUCAUCCCUGCCAGUGCUCCGGGGUCAGAGGUCAAACUGCGGGAUGCUGCCCACGAGCUCAACGAAGAAAAGCGGAAAUCGGCCCGCAGAAAGGAAUUCAUAAUGGCUGAGCUUAUUCAAACGGAGAAAGCCUAUGUGCGGGACCUUCGAGAGUGUGUGGAAACUUACCUGUGGGAGAUGACCAGCGGAGUUGAAGAGAUUCCUCCUGGUAUAGUUAAUAAAGAGCACAUCAUCUUUGGAAAUAUGCAGGAUCUUUUUGAAUUUCACCACAACAUCUUCCUGAAGGAGCUUGAGAAAUAUGAACAGCUGCCAGAAGAUGUUGGGCAUUGCUUUGUCACCUGGGCAGAAAAGUUUCAGAUGUAUGUGAAUUAUUGUAAGAACAAGCCUGACUCGACUCAGCUCAUAUUGGAACAUGCUGGACCCUAUUUUGAUGUGAUCCAGCAACGUCACAGACUGGCAAACUCGAUCUCCUCCUAUCUGAUCAAGCCUGUGCAGAGAAUAACCAAGUAUCAGCUCCUUCUAAAGGAACUUUUAACCUGCUGCGAGGAAGGUAAAGGUGAGAUUAAGGAUGGCCUGGAAGUUAUGCUCAGCGUGCCAAAGCGUGCCAAUGAUGCCAUGCAUCUCAGCAUGCUAGAAGGGUUUGAUGAGAAUAUAGAAUCUCAGGGCGAGCUUAUUCUUCAGGAGUCCUUCCAAGUGUGGGAUCCCAAAACUCUCAUUCGGAAGGGACGGGAAAGGCACCUCUUCCUUUUUGAAAUGUCCCUGGUCUUCAGCAAAGAGGUCAAAGACUCCAAUGGGAGUAGUAAAUAUAUCUACAAGAGCAAACUCUUUACCUCUGAGCUGGGUGUCACAGAACACGUUGAAGGGGAUCCUUGUAAGUUUGCACUUUGGGUGGGGCGGACUCCAACUUCUGACAACAAGAUUGUCCUAAAGCCAAGUCAGGGAUGCAAACAUGGAGCAAUGGCGUCCAGCAUCGAAAACAAACAAGACUGGAUCAAACACAUCAGAGAGGUCAUCCAAGAGAGGACCAUUCACCUGAAGGGUGCUCUGAAAGAGCCCAUUCACAUUCCCAAACCAACUACCACCAAGCAGAAAGGAAGAAGGGAUGGAGAAGACCUGGACAGUCAGGGUGAUGGUAGCAGUCAACCAGAUACAAUCUCCAUUGCAUCACGAACCUCCCAGAACACCCUAGAUAGUGACAAGCUGUCUGGAGGUUGUGAGUUGACAGUGGUGAUCCAUGACUUUAUGGCCAGUUUCAGCAAUGAGAUGACAGUCCGCCGUGGUCAGACCGUGGAGGUCCUGGAGCGACCACAUGACAAGCCGGACUGGUGCCUGGUGCGGACCACUGACCGCUCUCCCGCAGCUGAAGGCCUGGUACCCUGCAGCAGUCUCUGCAUCGCCCACUCUCGCAGCAGCAUGGAGAUGGAAGGCAUCUUUAACCACAAAGACUCCUUGUCAGUGUGCAGCAAUGAUGCCAGCCCCCCUGCUUCUGUCACCUUGCAGCCCCAUGGGAUUGGCUCCCAGAGCUCCCCUGGCCCCAAGCGCCCUGGCAACACUCUUCGCAAAUGGCUCACCAGCCCUGUGCGGCGCCUCAGCAGUGGCAAAGCCGACGGCCACGUCAAAAAGCUGGCUAACAAGCACAAGAAGCACAGGGAUGUGCGUAAGAGUACAGACACAGGCUCCCAGAAGGACUCAGAUGAUAGUGCUGCCACUCCACAGGAUGAGACUGUCGAAGAGAGGGUGAGGAACGAAGGACUCAGCAGCGGAACGCUGUCCAAGUCCUCCUCUUCAGGGAUGCAGAGCUGCGGAGAGGAGGAGGGUGAAGAGGGAGCAGAUUCAGUUCCACUCCCUCCGCCCAUGGCCAUCCAGCAGCACAGCCUCCUGCAGCCAGACUCUCAGGAUGACAAGACGUCCUCACGGAUCUCCGUCCGUCCUACCAGCUCAGAGACCCCUAGUGCUGCAGAACUGGUGAGCGCCAUUGAAGAGCUUGUGAAAAGCAAAAUGGCUCUGGAAGACCGGCCUAGCUCUCUGUCAGUGGAGCAAGGGGACAGCAGCAGUCCCUCCUUCAACCCCUCAGACAACUCGCUCAUGUCCUCCUCCUCGCCCAUUGACGAGAUGGAGGAGCGCAAGUCCAGCUUUUUCAAGAGACGCCAUUAUGUCUUGCAGGAGCUUGUUGAGACUGAGCGGGAUUAUGUAAGGGACCUGGGCUGUUUAGUAGAGGGCUACAUGAACAAAAUGAAGGAGGAUGGAGUACCCGAUGACAUGAAGGGAAAAGAUAAGAUUGUCUUUGGAAACAUACACCAGAUUUAUGACUGGCACAAAGACUUCUUUCAUGGAGAAUUGGAGAAGUGCCUUGAAGAUCCUGAUAAACUGGCAUCCCUCUUUGUCAAACAUGAGAGAAGAUUGCACAUGUACAUUGUGUACUGCCAAAACAAACCCAAAUCAGAGCACAUAGUCUCUGAGUAUAUUGACACAUAUUUUGAGGACCUCAAAAAGCGUCUAGGUCACAGACUACAGAUUACAGAUUUAUUAAUAAAACCAGUGCAGAGAAUUAUGAAGUACCAGCUGCUGCUAAAGGACUUUCUCAAAUACUCGAAAAAGGUUGGCAUGGAUACUUCAGAAUUGGAGAAAGCUGUGGAGGUCAUGUGCAUUGUGCCAAAAAGAUGCAAUGACAUGAUGAACGUCGGACGGCUCCAAGGAUUUGAUGGUAAGAUCGUUGCCCAGGGCCGGCUGCUGCUGCAGGACACAUUUCUGGUAUCCGAUCAGGACUCUGGACACUUGGCACGCAUGAAAGAGAGGCGGGUCUUCCUCUUUGAGCAGAUUGUCAUUUUCAGUGAGCCCCUCGACAGGAAGAAAGGCUUCUCAGUGCCUGGUUACCUGUAUAAAAACAGCAUUAAGGUGAGCUAUCUGGGGCUGGAGGACAAUGUUGAAGGGGAUCCGUGUAAAUUUGCACUGACAUCCAGAUCAGCUGACAGCAGCACUGAAACCUACAUCCUGCACUCUGCAAACCCUGGAGUGCGGCAGGUGUGGAUGCACGAAAUCAACCAAAUCCUGGAAAACCAGCGAAACUUUUUAAAUGCCUUGACCUCUCCGAUCGAGUACCAGAGAAACCACGUGAGUGCCAGUGGAGCCGGCAGUGGUAGCAGCAGCACGGCCAGCAGCACCUGCAGCAGCAGUGUUGGCAUAGUGCCCAGCUGCAGCAGCUCCGUGGGAAGCCGGACUAGGCCAUCCCGCAUCCCCCAGCCUGUUAGGCACCACUCCCCAGUGCUGGUCUCCUCUGCAGCCUCAGCGCCAGAAGGGCCAGACAAGAUGUCAGGUAUGUCCGCUCGCAACCCCUCCCUGCUGCAACCCAGCAACAGCAACUCCUCCUCCCUCGCAGAACAGCCGGAGAAGGACACUGGGAAGGAGAUACCCAAGAUGAAGGUGUUGGAGAAACCUCGCAGCUGCAAGCAGCCUGGCUCAGCAGAGGGGAGUCUAAAGGAACUUAGGGGCAGUUUGGAGGACACCCACUCCCACUCCCAUUCUCCCAGGCCCAUCGUUGGCCCCUUGACACUGGGUAAGCCAAGGACGGGAGCAAUCUCCCCCAUGGGGUCUCCAGUCCCUCCAUCUCCCUUCGGCAAGGAGACCUUCCCCCCCAACAGCCCAGUGCAGAAGGGUUCCUCGUUUUGGACCUCCAUCCCUGCAUCACCUGCCAGCCGCCCAGGCUCCUUCACCUUCCCCAACGAGGCGGACUUGAUUGGGCGCCAGACACACCGCAACUCAACCCACAGCAAGGACACUGACCGCAUGAGUACCUGCUCCUCCACCAGCGAGCAGUCUGUGCACUCCACCCAGAGCAAUGGGAGUGAAAGCAGCAGUAGCAGUAACAUCUCCACCAUGCUAGUGACACACGACUACAUGGCGGUGAAGGAGGAUGAGAUUAAUGUCUACCAAGGAGAGGUUGUUCAGAUUCUGGCCAGCAAUCAACAAAACAUGUUUCUGGUGUUCCGCGCCGCCAAUGAAAUGUGCCCCGCCGCCGAGGGCUGGAUCCCUGGCUAUGUGCUGGGGCACACUUCAGCAGUCAUACCCGACUACCCCGAAGGAACCAUCAAGAAGUCGUCCUCGUGGCACACAGCACUCCGCCUAAGGAAAAAGUCGGAAAAGAAAGACAAGGAUAGCAAACUAGAAAACGGCUACCGGAAGUCCCGAGAAGGAUUGCCCAAUAAGGUUUCUGUAAAGCUUCUUAAUCCUAACUACAUUUAUGAUGCUCCCCCAGAGUUCCUUUCCCCGUUGAGUGACGUAACCUGUGAGAGCGGCGAAUGUGUCACCCUCAGAUGUAAAGUCUGUGGUCGACCCAAAGCUACCGUCACCUGGAAAGGACCAGACCAAAACACUCUAAGCAGUGAUGGACACUACAGCAUUGCAUACAGUGAAUCUGGAGAGGCUACCCUCAGAAUAGUGGGUGUAUCCACAGAAGACGAUGGCACGUACACCUGCGUGGCCACCAACGACGUGGGUUCAGUCUCAUCAGCGGCUAGCCUCCGAGUGUUGGGUCCUGCCAAUGAUGGAAUCAGGGUCCUCUGGAAAGAUGACUUUAAUUCCAUUUACAGUGAGAGAGCAGAGUUGGGCAGGGGCAGAUUCUCUGUGGUGAAGAAGUGUGACCAGAAAAAGACCAAGCGAGCUGUAGCUGCAAAGCAUGUGAACAAGAAGCUGAUGAAACGGGACCAAGUGACCCACGAGCUCAGCAUCAUGCAGCACCUCCAACACCCACAGAUCAUUGGUCUUCUGGACAUCUUCGAGACGUCAGCCAGCUACGUAUUAGUAUUAGAGAUGGCAGACCAAGGCCGUCUUCUAGACUAUAUUGUAAGUUGGGGUAACCUUACUGAAGAGAAGGUGAUGCUGUAUCUUAGGGAUAUUUUUGAAGCUUUGCAGUACCUUCAUAACUGCAACAUAGCUCAUUUGGACUUGAAGCCUGAAAACAUAUUGGUAGACCAAACUACAGCUCAACCGACUGUCAAAUUGACCGACUUCGGGGAUGCUGUCCAGUUGAACAGCACAUACUACAUCCACCCAUUACUGGGGAGUCCGGAGUUUGCAGCUCCGGAGCUGAUCCUGGGCAACCCCGUCUCCUUAUCGUCUGACACCUGGAGCGUCGGAGUGCUGACUUACGUGGUCCUCAGUGGUGCCUCCCCUUUCCUGGAUGAAAGCGUGGAGGAGACCUGCCUGAACAUUUGCCGUUUGGACUUCAGCUUCCCAGACGACUACUUUCAAGGGGUCAGCCAGGCCGCCAAAGAUUUUGUGUGCUUCUUGCUGCAGGGUGACCCUGCCAAGCGGCCCACGGCUGCAGUCUGCUUGCAAGAGCCAUGGCUGCAGCCGGGGGGCCACCGCAGCCCUGCAUGCAUAGAGACAUCCCGACUGAUUUCCUUCAUUGACCGGCGCAAACACCAGAACGAUGUUCGACCCAUUGGUAGCAUUAAGAACUUCUUACAAAGCAGACUCAUGUCUAGGGUUUGACCUGGAGUAAAAAAAAAAAAGGGGGGAAGAUAUUCUUCUCUCAUUCUCUUUCACCUGCCAGUCUAAAUUUUGAAGAUCGCUGUGGUCUUCAUCCAGUCUCUGCUACAGAUUGGUUAGAAAGAUAGAAAGAUAAAAAGAUAACGGCUGACGACUAGUGAGCCGCCUUUGUGGCCGCAUCUUUGUGUGGAAACUGCAUGCCAAGGAAGCUUGCAGAAAAGCAGAACUUGGGAUUAGCAGUGAAAAUUAAGCUAGCAUGGAGGACUGUGUGAAUACUUCUCUGCCUGAGCCAGACAGAGCAAGCCUUUGUUAAUUCACAGUAUUUCAAUUCAGGAUGCUCAAAAAUGAAAAAAAAAAAAAAAAAAAAUUAAAUUUAAAAAAAAACAACUGAAUUUUCAAGAAAUCCCUUUUUUAA